GCGCGUUACGCCACGGAUGCGCUCGGAAAGGCCACGGAGGCGAGUCAGUUGGCAGAGAAGGCCUUUGAGAAUCUCAACGCAUCAUUUUUCAGCGCUGGGGGCUCGCAGGGAAAAGCUGCAGGGGCGGUUGCCGAUGCCAACAACGCCGUGUCACACAUGGAACCGACAGGGGGCGAUGAAGACUACGCUGGUGCCGUGCCGCUGUGUGAUUCCGCGGCUGCAAGUGCCGAAGCAACAAAGGCACUCGCGCAGAAAUUCGGUGCGGAGGCUGCGGAGGCGAUUCGCUUCGCUCAUGACGCACUCCUGAAGAUCAACGAGGCGACUCCGCUUGCUGGCGAAGCAUCGAAGAAGGCCGCGG
Trypanosoma grayi is the source of this 358-nucleotide messenger RNA. RefSeq lists its product as hypothetical. The record is from RefSeq and is a predicted model, not a curated record. The transcript has a single exon. Lineage: Eukaryota; Euglenozoa; Kinetoplastea; Trypanosomatida; Trypanosomatidae. The annotation marks the transcript as partial.